Molecule: messenger RNA, 471 nt
Organism: Papilio machaon (common yellow swallowtail)
Lineage: Eukaryota; Metazoa; Arthropoda; Insecta; Lepidoptera; Papilionidae
Product: deubiquitinase DESI2
Exons: 6
Coding region: 1-471 (156 amino acids)
Biological process (GO): protein deubiquitination
Molecular function (GO): deubiquitinase activity
Source: RefSeq, a predicted model, not a curated record
AUGCUAAGGUACACGGCGGGCGCGGGCGUGGGCGUGUUCCACAGCGGGGUACAAGUCCACGGGUCGGAGUGGGCGUACGGUGGGCAUCCUUAUGCGUUCACGGGAGUGUUCGAAAUCGCGCCGCGAGACGAACGGGAGUUGGGGGAACAAUUCAGGUUCAGACAGAGCGUACACAUCGGCUACACGGACUUCAGCGAAGAGGAGGUGCGCCGACUUGUUACAGAGCUCGGCAAGCAGUUCCGCGGUGACAGGUAUCAUCUUAUGAACAAUAAUUGCAACCAUUUUACGUCCGCAUUCUGUUUGGCGUUAUGUGAACGCGACAUCCCCGCGUGGGUGAACCGUCUUGCUUACGUUAGUUCCUGUGUACCAUUUCUACAGAGAUGUCUACCCAAAGAGUGGCUGACGCCGGCGGCGCUGCAACACUCGCUGGCGGCACACUCUCGCUCAUCUUCACCAAACACACCACAAUAG